This is a messenger RNA of Lotus japonicus, 1074 nucleotides long. RefSeq names its product oxoglutarate-dependent flavonoid 7-O-demethylase 1-like. The transcript is spliced from 4 exons. The record is from RefSeq and is a predicted model, not a curated record. The coding region runs from base 1 to 1074 and encodes 357 amino acids. NCBI's taxonomy places the organism in Eukaryota, Viridiplantae, Streptophyta, Magnoliopsida, Fabales, Fabaceae.
AUGGCACCUGCAAUUUCUCUUCCAGUGCCCUCUGUCCAGGAGAUGGCAAAAGAGGCUUUCACCAAAGUUCCAGAGCGUUAUGUUUGUCCGCAUGACGAGCGUCCAAUGUUGUCCACCAUUACUCCUACACUUCAAGUUCCUGUAAUUGACUUUGCCAAUUUUUUGUCUCAAGAUCUCAAAGAAUCUGAGAUGAAGAAGCUAGAUUAUGCUUGCAAAGAAUGGGGCUUCUUUCAGUUGAUCAAUCAUGGAGUGAGCAAGUCAUUGGUGGAAAAUGUGAAGUUAGGCACUGAGAAAUUCUUCAAACUUCCAAUGGCAGAGAAGAAGAAGUUUGGGCAGAAGGAAGGAGAUGUGGAGGGGUAUGGCCAGGCCUUUGUUGUCUCUGAUGAACAGAAGUUGGAGUGGGCAGACAUGUUUCUCAUGCACACUUUGCCAUCAAACAGAAGGAAUCCCCACUUAUUCCCCAACAUUCCCUUACCAUUCAGGGAGGAUUUAGAGACAUACUCUGCAGAAUUGAAAAACCUGGCGAUCCAGAUACUCGACCUUAUGGCCAAUGCUCUAACAGUAGGCACCACAGAAAUUAGAGAGCUAUUUGGUGAAGGAGAUCAAACAGUGAGGAUGAAUUAUUAUCCGCCAUGUCCACAACCAGAGCUUGUGAUGGGACUCAACCCUCAUUCUGACAGUGGGGGCCUCACCAUCCUUCUCCAAGCCAAUGAUGUUGAAGGACUUCAAAUAAAACAAGACAAACUAUGGAUUCCAGUUAAACCUCUCCCUAAUGCUUUCAUAAUCAACAUCGGAGACAUGUUGGAGAUGAUGACAAAUGGAAUUUAUCGGAGCAUUGAACAUCGAGCAGUUGUAAACACAGACAAGGAGAGGCUUUCUAUUGCCACAUUCUACGCCCCCGGUAUAGAGGGAAAUAUAGGUCCUUUACCAAGCCUUAUUAAUCCAAAUAAUCCAGCAGUUUUCAAAAGUACUAAUGUAUUGGAUUACCACAAAGGAUACCUUGCACGUGAACUCCGAGGAAAAUCUUACCUCGAUAGCAUGAGGAUCCAAAAUAAAAAGGAGAAAAGUUCUUAG